AUGCUCAGGAUCUAUGGCAAAGGUAACCGAAUUUCAUUAUAUCUAUAUUAUAAGGGUUCAGAUGGGACUGCACGUGUUUUUCAAUUUCAUGUUUCAUGUUUCUUUUCAAUUAUAUUCAACUAGUUAAAACAUGAGCAGCCGAUCUUUAUCUGAUAUACAAACUCGAGCCGAAAGCGAGAGUUUGUAUAUCAGAUAAAGAUCGGAUGCGAAUAAAUAAAGUUAGUUUAGUUUAGCCUUCCUCCUGUAGAAACACUCAUUAAAAAGAGAUAACCCUUACUGGAUCUGUAGGGAGAACAGUUUAGAACUGAUAGAGCUAUCCAGUACAAAUAAAAUUAGUUUAGUUUCGGCUUCCUCGUGCAGAAACGCUGGAUCAUUAAGAGAUGUCCCUUACUGGAUCUCUAGGGAGAACAGUUUACUGAUAGAGCUAUCCAGUAUAAAUAAAGUUAGUUUAGUGUAGGCUUCCUCCUGUAGAAUCACUGAAUCAUUAAAAGAUAACCCUUACUGGAUCUCCAGGAAGAACAGUAUCAGUAUCGAUAAAUAAAGUAAGUUUAGUUCAGCAUAAAUUGGCUCCACAUGUUAUGUUAGUCCCACAGACUAAAACAUAACUUUCUAUAUAGUCUCAGGAAGUCAAUCUAAGGAAUUAUUUUAUGUGUGUAGGUUUUUCAGGUGACCAGUUUGCGUUUGAUGAUCCAACAUUGGGCAAUGUGGUGACCCUCGCAGGAAGGGAUGGAGUCAAAAUACCUUGUACUGUGGUACAAACUGACACAUCUACUACGAAAAUUUCAUGUGAAUUGGGGUAAAUUUUAUUCAUAUCCUUGAGCGAUUAGAGAUUCAAUCUACCUGACUGAUAUAACAAGAUCUUCGCUCUUCAAGACUACUUAAAAUGAAGGUCCUUCACUGGAAGCGUGGAAAUUGUUGUUAUCGAGCAACAACAUUUCAUCUCUGAGAUUGUGGGUUCGACUCUCGUGACACUUUAUUGCAUAUUAUCCGGCACUAACGCAGUUAAGAUUUAUAUUCUCAGUUAAGCAAUCUUGUAUCAAGAGCCUUCACUGUUUUUUUAUUAUCAUUAUCCUCACUAUGCCUAUAUAUUACAAAUAAUAUAACUUUAAUUGUAAACUUAAAUUGUACUCAUAAAUUAUUAUUACUUUCAUAAGUGUUUCCACCUCCUCUGAUUGCAUUUGUAGGCCCGGGGCCACCCCCCGCCCGCCACCCUCUCGGCGGGCCUAAUCUCUUUUAUAUUUUUCUUAGAAAACCUCCAGUAGGUCACGAGGGAGACACAUAUUCACUUUCAAUCACAGUCAAUGGUGAACCAUUGGGAGGGGGACAUCGUCAUACCUAUUGCUGGGGCAUUUGUAGAUUUUAUGUGAGUUUGUCAUUAAAUAUACAAUACAUACUCUUCGUUUGUACGAUGUAUAUCAUCAUACACAUUGAUAACCCGACCUUCACCCCACCCACUUCACCCCUCGCCCCCACUCUAACCCCCUCACCCCAUCCUCUAACCCCUCACCCCACCCUCUAACCCCUCACCUCACCCUCUAACCCCUCACCCCUGGUUACGUCUACAAUAAAUGUAUAAAAAUUCCAUUCGAUAUUUCCAUCUACGAAUUCUUUCAGCAAGACGUUUAUCAUUGUUGAAUAAUUCUACAAUUUGUAAAAACUCUUUAUAUGAAAGAUUGUGGUGUUAUGUACGUAGGUGGGGUUAUAUUUAAGAUGCCAAAUAUUUGUCAAUUUACAGUUCCAAAGCUGGAGAACACCAACAAUUACGAACAUAGACAAACAGGCCGGCCCAUCAGGUACAAAAAUUGAAUAUACAAUGAGGUAGACGAUUUUGUCAGUGUAAACUGUAAAAGUUUGUACCUCUCAUGAAAUGAAGUAGACCCCUAUUCUACAUUAUUCUGUUUACUACGAGACAUAGACAAGGUGAAAAGCAAAUUGUUUUAUUCUUUGCUAUUGAACAUAUACCCAGAAAACAAAGCUGUGGGAAAAGAAUGCCUGCAUUAUUCAGUGGCUACAUCGGCGGUAGGUAGUUUGCAAUAAUGAAGGUGAAUCACAUUGCAUAAAGAACAUUCACACUGUAUUUUCAGAUCAAGUUAUAAAGAUCACAGGAAGAUUGUACACCAGUCAAUUUGGCCGUCUUUCUGACAACACUGGCGAUAGUUUUGAUCAUAGUACUCAUCCUACCGAAAUUACACGGUUCGUACAAACAAGAUGACUUCAUAUAUACUGGAUAGCUUAUAAACAGUGGAAAAUAAUUUGCGAAAUAUUUUUUGGGGUGCGAAAUCAAGUUGCCAACAAUACGACUACCUCUUUUCGCUAAUAACAAUAAGAAACUUUAAUCAAACUCGCUAGGAAUAUAUUUACAAUACCAUGUGAGAACGAAACAAAAGACAUUAUAACAAACAAAGGCGAGUUAGAUAUGGGAUCGGCGAACGGACUCGAAGUCCCAACAAGGCAAACCCCACACAUAAAUUACAACUAGAAAUUCACACUACGAAAACAUAAAACUUCAAUCAAAGUUCUCUAAUACCACUGAACAGACAGCCCAGUCUCUUGCUCAGGUUGACUGCACAUACCAACUUAGAAACAAAUUAAUUUAUUCGGAAUUAUUUCAGAAAACAAUCCUAAUCCUAACACAUGCGCUAAUACUAACCCUAAUUCUAAUUUUAAAGAUAGGGGUGUAGCUGGAGUACUUUUUGCCUUAAAUGUCAUGUAAUAUAUAGCUUAAUUUAUAGCCUACGAAUGCUACCAUGUCCAUGGUUAAAAAACUAUUGUUACAGCUUUGGUACAUAGUUAUUCGGCUAUUACUCCAAGGCUUUCAGAAUUAUUGGGUUAUUAUGGGGGGAGAGGUGGUGGUGAUGGGUUCCUCGUAGAGAUGUUGGAAAGAUAAUCCCUUUACUAUUCCAAUUCUACAACAAGAGGAAAACCAAGUACUAGGAGAAAACCUGCCACACUGCGUAAUUAUCGAGCAAUGCCUCAUUUCAUGAUCUCAUUGCGUAUGUUUCAUUCAAAUAUGAAGUACCUUAAUUUCCAUUUUUGACUAAUUUUUUAUCUUGGCAUAAAAAGUAUAUUCCCGGAAAAAGCAUGCUAAAAUGAGUAAAAUUGCAAAGUUUGGUUGCGAAACGUUGUAAAAAGCGGAAAAUAUAGCCUUGCAAAUUUCGCAAAUUUUGUAUACUUUUGUAUUGCGUGCGGAAAUUGCUACCACAUUUGGGCCGAAAAUAGCAGCAAUUUCCACACGCAAUACAAAGUACACACAAUUUGCGAACUUUUUGCAAGGCUACACUUUCCGUAUUUUACAACAUUUCCCAACCAAACUUUGCAAUUUUACUCAUUUUAGUGUGCUCUUUCUAGCUGUGGUGAUUUUGCAUCUCCUUGCCUAGUUUUAAAAUUAAUCUAUUAUGGGAAUUGUCUAUUCCUGAGUGAAAUAUUUUGUUUUCUAGAGUGUAUCUUGGUGGGUACAACUGUGAUACCAACGAUGAAAAUGGACAAGUGUAAGAAUGUUCUUGAUAACCUUUUGACAUGAUCCUGCUCAAAAAAGUGUUCAUCAAUCGCUUGACCUAUGAGGCCAAUUUAUACAUGCAAUUUUUGUUGAGAUUUUAGCUGCGGAAUUUCUUCUUCUGAUGGAUGUGAACGAGUGGACGAGUUAUAAAUGUUCAGACCAGAGCGCACCUACUCAGAACAUUCAUUACUCGUCUACUCGUUCACAUGCACCAGAAGGAGAAAAUUCAGAAGAAAAUAGACAUUUAAAUAUAAAUCUUUUCUCUAAAUCUCACCGUAGGUAUGGAAUAACCUAUGUGCCAUAUUCUGGACACUUCAUAUGUAGAGGAGAAAUCACAGCACCAGGUGAAUGUCUUUCAACAAAAAUUCUUUCCUCUGGUCAAUAAAAGUUCCCCUUAUCAUCUCUGUGACCAGAGUUGUGACCAUGUGUCGUUGUCAUUAUAAUUUCGACCCAUGCAGUCGCAUGAAGAAGAGUGCUUCCAGUUUGACUCUAUCAAACAAACACUACAGGCUAUCCUAUCCUCCCGUAGUAACACUGGAUCAAUAAGAGAUGAUCCUUACUUGACCUCUAGGAAAAACAGUUUAGAACUGAUAGAGCUAUCCAGUAUAAAUAAAAUUAGUUUAGUUUAGGUUUCCUCCUGUAGUAACACUAGAUCAAUAAGAGACGAUCCUUACUGGACCUCUAGGAAGAACAGUUCAGAACUGAUAGACCUAUCCAGUAUAAAUAAAGUUAGUUUAGGUUUCCUCCUGUAGUAUAACACUGGAUCAAUAAGAGAUGAUCCGAGAACAGUUUAUACUAAAUUUUGUAUAUUUUUUGAAAUAUGAAAGUUUAUCUUCUACAAUGUAGGUUCCUACGGUGUCUCUUAUCUCGUCUCGAAUUACGGUCGAUCACAGAUAAACAACAACGAUCUUAGUCUUGUCGAUGCUAACGAUGUUAUUUAUCAAUAUCAAGCUCAUUCGGGUAAGAUUUGGACAUUACUACCAAUAGAUAAAUACCGAGAUUUUGCGCAUCUCGUUCGAUACUAUUAAUACUAGAUAGGUUUUGUAGAUGAAAUUUUCGCAAAUUUACAUACAUUUUUAAUUAAACCUAAACUUAAACCUUAAUUUACACCCGUUUUCAAAAUUACGCGACCUCCCUGAAAAAUACUCCUACUUCAAAUGUCAGUUUUAUGUCACAAGAACUGCUAAAAAUAGCAAACGUAUUAAACAAACUGUCUAAAGACAUUUUAAACCGUAUUUAAUACCAAAACUGAACAAAAAUGAGUCAGAUAACUUAGAUAUACAAACUAAAGCACAAUACAAACCAUCACAACAUAAAUAUGUGCCGUGAAUGACUUUUAAAGUUUGAAAAAUAACAAUUUAUCCUGGAAUAUAGCUGUCAGUAUAAAACACGCGCGCUAGACUAUAACGGUGAUGUUAUGAUUUUGUCGUGCUUAAAUUUUACAAUAAUUCUCACUAAAAUAUCUUGAAAAUCAUUGUAAGUCUGUUUAUAUCAAGCAUACAAAGCAUAUACAUCGACAAGGAACCGCAAAACUCAAAAUUUGAACUUCGUGAUCGAAUGACAUAAAACUGACAUGUCAACUCUAGCAUUUUCGUCUUUGGUCGCGUAAUUUUGAAAACGGGUGUAAACCUAACCCUGGCGCAGGCGAAACUAGGCCUUGAUUUCUCAGCAUCUAUUUUUCGUACGCUCAUCAAACAUUGUAGGCGAAUAGCAUGGGUCUUUGGUGGCGCAGUCGUCAGAGUAAGCACCUUUCAUCUCUGAGGGUUCGAUUCUCGCUAUGGACUCAUGUGUGGACUCAUGUGAAAAGAGUCAGUCAACGCUCUGCCGAAAGUCGUGGGUUUCCUCCUGCAAGCGCUCCAAACUCCUACAGCCCGGUGUGGAUGCACACUCACAGUAACAUCACAAACAUCAUAUUCACCUGAGUACAUAACACCAACACACACAAAAAGUAUCGUAAAUAUAAUUAAUUACAUGUCAUGCAUAAAUUAUACAAUGGGCAAAUUACACAUUCAGUUUACACUGCCCAGCAAAGCAAGACCAACUUUUGCUAAUUUCUUAUUUCAAAAUUUAAUCCAUUUGUCCUUGGGCAAUGUCCAUUAAUUCCACAUUUUCUUAUUAGUACGUUUGAUAGUUUUUCAGUUAUCGCUGGCCUAUAGUCAUUUUUCGCAAUUGUUCCGGGUAGCUUUUCAGAAUUUGUAGACCGUUCCAAAUCAAAAAGCAGAAAUGUUGCCAUUCGAAAAGUAUUCAAUGUACUGCCUUGAAAUUUUGCACACGCAGAGAUUGAGACCAUAGCUAUUUUCCUACAAUGUUUGGUGAGAGUACGUAAAAUACAUGCUGAGACAUCAAGGCUUAUUUUUGCCUGCACCAGUGGUAAUAACAGCUCCGCAUGACUUACCACAUCAUGAUUCUGUUUUCAGAUGUUACAAGUGUUGAACCAAGAAGCGGCAGCCGCGCUGGUGGAACGAUCCUAACAAUCAAAGGAAAAGCAUUCAGUUUUAUUAAAGAGAAUGUCAAAGUUACCGUGGGAGGUAAACUUUUCUUCAAUUCUUGAAGUGAUCCUUGUGAUGAUAUCUUACGACAUAUACCGGGUGUCCCAAAAAAACUGCACACUGUUUGAUUUCAUGUAAAGUAAAAGCUAUAAAAGCUAUCGCAAUGAAAUAAAGAUCAUUACAUUUAGAAAGGACUAACUUAUAUUUUGAUAUAUAGCACAUGCAAUAUGGAGUGAGAUAUUGAUGUUUGAAUGAUUUUGGACAGAUCUGAUAGACCUAUUCAGUCAGUUUAGCAUUCUAAGUUUUUAGUUAAUUUAUGUAAUUUUCCACAGGUGUUCCAUGUGAAGUCCUUACGAGUAAUCGAGAUACAAUCACGUGUAAGACAGGCGCACUUCAUGAAGAAAACGAAGGCAGAGAUUUCUACCCAGGUUUGUAUGUCAACGUUGAUGUCGUAAUUGGCAUUGUUUUACAACUUCGCGAUAUAAGAGAAGAGAAGAGAAGGGAACCCAAAUACUUAAACUAUCCAAAAUGUACGAGCUUUGUCAUGUAGAUGACUUUUACCCUUCUUCUUAAUUUCAACUCUUAAUUAUUUCACAUUGACUAGGUGGUCGAGGGUUCAUAUGUGAUACAUGGCCAAUACUGCAAUGGAUUCCCAAUGUACGAGACUUUAAUCCUAACGCAACAUACGUACAUAGUCAUGUUCAUCAGAUGCACACAGAUUUUGCCACGUGUGUCAAUGAUCCAUCAUUUGUGAAACCGACUUACAGGUUGGUUGGUCGGCUGAUUGCCUAUUUCGUGCCACCUUCCAGUGGAAUUUACAGAUUUGGUUCGACAUCUGACGACAGCAGUGUUGUGUAUUUGAGUAACACUAGUUCACCUUUGGAUAAGGUAAGUGAUAGCUCAAUUUCCAUAUUAACAAGCACAAUUUAAAUGCAGCGAUUUUUUUCACUCCUAAACUAAAUGCCGGAAAGCAUUUGUAUUGAAAGAUUGCUGUACAUACGCUGAAAACUAAUAAACCGCUUGAACUCGAGUCUAGUAAAAAUCUACCGGAAAGAAUAUGAAUUUGAAGACUACUAUACCUUCCCUAAGCCCCAAAAUAAACUCAGACGAGAAAUAAUUCAACUGACCCAGAGAAUUCAAAUUGAAGCUUACCUGUACAGUACUUAUACUAAGAACCAACAGUUUGAAGUUUGAACUAUAGUAAGAAUCUACUACAAAGGGCGUGUAUUUCAAGAGCACUACCUACACUGAGAACCAACAGUUUGGCGUUUAGGCUAUAGGACGUGCAUUUCGAGACCAGUAUUUAACCAGACACCAACCGUUUGAAGAGAGAAAAGAGAGGAAAAAAAAUUGAAAAAAACUACAACAAUGUGCAUUUCAAGAUUCCUACCUAAUUUGAAAACCAAGAUGCAAACUAAGUGUGCUAUAUUCGUACAUGAUACAUCCUCUUUAACUUUAGAGAGAAAUUGCUUCCAACAGAUAUUAUACGGGUCCAUACAAUUGGAACAGGUUUGAGACACAGUGGUCAGAACGUAUGUACCUUGAGGAGGGCCGUGGGUAUUAUAUUGAAGGAGAUUAUUACGAUACUGGUGGCGCAUACUUUCUAAACCUCGGCAUGCACAAAGAAACAACAAGUCUUACAAAGGAUGAUGUUCCCAUGGCCGUACAGGAACAGCAGUAUUUGAAAAUCUAUAACACGAUUGAAGAGGAGGCGCAGGUAUUGCAAAAUAAAGAAGUUUUCCUUAAUUUUUCAGGUAGUUCAGCCACAUGGUAGUUUAUUGUAGAAUACUACCUACACUGGACCACCACAUUUGAAAUAUAUUUUACAGGUAGUUCAGACACAAACCACGACAGCUUAUUGUAAAAUACUACCUACAUUGGACCACCACGUUUGAGAUAUCUUUUUCAGGUAGAUCAGACACAAACCACGACAGCUUAUUGUAGAAUGCCUAUACUGGACCAACCACGUUCGAGAUAUAUUUUUCAGGUAGUUCAGACACAAACUACGACAGCUUAUUGUAGAAUACUACCUACACUGGACCACCAUGUUUGAGAUAUCUUUUUCAGGUAGUUGAGACACAGACCACGACAGCUUACUGUACAAUACUACCCACAAUAAACCACCACGUUUGAGAUGGACCCCACAUGGACCCCAUCAUCAUAGAAUGCACAGUUCGCUAGGAAUAAUUUGUGAAAUUGAGGCAUCUACUUUUAGACAAUUAGGUAUGAGAACUGGAAAGACGGGUUCGUCCAACAGGAAGAACAACUAGUGACGGUGAAGCAAUGUUCAUUGGUGAACAAUCUAUGUCAACAACCACCAUCAUUCAGCUUAAACUACAACGGAGAUAUCACUGGGUCUCUAACUCCAAACAUUUCUGCUGCAGAUCUUCAAACUGCACUCAAUGUUCUUCCUUCAAUAAAUAAUGCUGGGUCUGUCACAGUGACCUUGGAAUCGUCCGGCAGACAGGAGAAUGUUUACAGGGUUGAAUUUAACUUUGCCGAACCUGAAACGACUUCAAUGCUCCAGGAUGGAAGUCAGUUACGAGGACAGUUUGUGAGCGUGGCCGUUGACAAGGCUGGGAUAAACUCAAACAAAGGAUUCAGGUUAAGUCUUGGUGGAAAACGAACACAAGUGAUUCCACCAAAUAUGACCGAGGCAGGACUGGAAAGUACCUUUACUCAACUUUUCACCACGCAAUGCACAUUCUCUGCAAAUACAGGUAACAUACGAUGA
Paramuricea clavata is the source of this 8719-nucleotide messenger RNA. The record is from the annotation of a GenBank genome assembly. NCBI's taxonomy places the organism in Eukaryota, Metazoa, Cnidaria, Anthozoa, Malacalcyonacea, Plexauridae.